Molecule: messenger RNA, 3433 nt
Organism: Andrographis paniculata
Lineage: Eukaryota; Viridiplantae; Streptophyta; Magnoliopsida; Lamiales; Acanthaceae
Product: alanine--tRNA ligase, chloroplastic/mitochondrial
Exons: 13
Coding region: 147-3092 (981 amino acids)
Biological process (GO): tRNA modification; alanyl-tRNA aminoacylation
Cellular component (GO): chloroplast; cytoplasm; cytosol
Molecular function (GO): alanine-tRNA ligase activity; aminoacyl-tRNA deacylase activity; nucleic acid binding
Source: RefSeq, a predicted model, not a curated record
AGUGCGAUUGUUGUGGUGUGGAGAUGAAUCUGCCAUAUCUCGAAAGGCAGGUUUAUCCUGCUUGCUAGAACUCUGCUCUUCCCUUCUUUUACAGUUACGUAACGGUCGUCGGGGACGGAGCAGAGACAUUGCCAAAGUACCAACAGAUGAUGGGAGGCUCCAUACUCCCCAUUUCUAUGCAUACCAGAUGUGGCGCCAAAUUCCUACUGCCCUUCUCCACUUCAAGAUUUAGCUCUCCUUUUACCCAUGGUUCUAGAGGCAAUAGAGGUCUCAUUCAAACUCUAGCAUUGGUGGAUCACUGUAGAUUAAGAAAUAUAAAGAGAUUGAAACUUUUCACUACAAGAGCUUCAGCACAGCCUUUGACAGAGGAUCUUGUGGAAGGUGAACGAUCAAAUACUUCCAUAAGUGGUGACUCUAUCCGUAAAAGAUUUCUUGAAUUUUACGCUGCAAGGGGCCACAAAGUUCUUGCAAGUUCUUCUCUUGUCCCAGAGGAUCCAACAGUACUGUUGACAAUUGCUGGCAUGCUUCAGUUCAAGCCUAUAUUCCUUGGGAAGGUUCCCAGAGAAGUGCCUCGAGCAGCAACUUCACAAAGAUGCAUCCGCACAAAUGACAUUGAUAAUGUAGGUCGAACAUCUCGGCAUCAAACAUUCUUUGAGAUGCUUGGAAAUUUUAGUUUUGGGGAUUACUUCAAACACGAUGCUAUAAAGUGGGCCUGGGAGCUUUCAACUGUGGAGUUUGGAUUGCCUGCUGACAGAUUAUGGAUUAGUGUGUAUGAAGAAGAUGAUGAAGCUUUUGCAAUAUGGCAUGAUGAGAUAGGAAUUCCUGCAAACCGCAUUGUGAGACUUGGGAAAGAGGACAACUUCUGGACAAGUGGACCAACCGGUCCCUGCGGCCCUUGCUCUGAAAUUUAUUAUGAUUUCCAAACUGAAAGAGGAUAUUCAGAUGUUGAUCUUGGAGAUGAUGUGAGGUUUAUGGAGUUCUACAACCUUGUUUUCAUGCAAUACAAUAGAAAGGAUGAUGGGUCUCUUGAACCCUUAAAACAGAAGAACAUUGAUACUGGGUUAGGCCUGGAGCGCCUGGCUCGUAUUCUUCAACAGGUUCCAAACAACUAUGAGACAGAUUUAAUGUUUCCUAUCAUACAGAAGGCCUCAGAGUUAGCAUGUGUAUCAUAUUCACUUUCCAAUGAAUCUACAAAAACACAUCUUAGGAUAAUUGGAGAUCACAUGCGUGCAAUAGUUUAUCUUAUAUCAGAUGGAGUAUAUCCAUCAAACAUUGGGCGAGGAUAUGUGGUUCGGCGUCUCAUCAGAAGGACAGUUCGAACUGGCAGGCUACUGGGUAUAAAGGGGAAUGGUAUGGGUGACCUGGAAGGUGCAUUUUUGCCAGUACUUGCAGAAGAAGUUAUCAAGCUAAGCACUGACAUAGAUUCAGAUGUAAAGACAAGAUCAUCCCGCAUCCUUGACGAAUUGAAAAGAGAGGAACUUCGGUUUGUGUCAACACUUGAAAGAGGUGAAAAGCUUCUUGAACAAAUGUUAGCUGAUGCAUUGUCCCGUGCUCGGAUGGAUGGAACUGUACCUUGCCUAUCUGGCAAGGAUGCCUUUCUUCUAUAUGAUACAUAUGGGUUUCCGGUGGAGAUAACAAAAGAAGUGGCUGAUGAGUGUGGUGUUGGUAUAGACAUGGAUAGCUUUGACGUUGAAAUGGAGAACCAAAGGCGCCAAUCUCAGGCUGCACAUAAUACUGUCAAACUUUCUGUUGAAACUGGAUCAGAGCUCGCAGAAAGCAUUCCCGAUACUGAAUUCCUUGGCUACAGUACUCUUUCAAGUAAAGCAGUAGUUGAGGGUUUGUUAGUAAAGGGUAAACCAGUGGGGCAGGUUACUGAAGGGAAUGAAGUUGAAGUGCUGUUAGACAGGACUCCAUUUUAUGCUGAAUCUGGUGGGCAAAUUGGGGAUCAUGGCUUUCUCUAUGCAAUGGAGUCAGGGAAUGGUAGGGAAGCUGUUGUGGAGAUCAGAGACGUCCAAAAAUCUUUGGGUAAUAAAUAUAUCCACAAAGGAAAGGUCACAAAAGGUCAUUUAGAUUUAGGCCUAGAAAUAGAGGCUGAAGUGAAUGCAAGUCUGAGGCAAGGAGCAAAGGUCCAUCAUACUGCCACACAUCUACUCCAAGCGGCCCUUAAGCAAGUAAUAGGCCAGGAAACAUCUCAAGCUGGCUCUUUGGUGGCCUUCGAUCGCCUCAGGUUUGAUUUCAAUUUCAGUAGGUCACUUCGUGAAGAUGAGCUUAUGGAAAUUGAACGGCUAGUUAAUCAGUGGAUUGGCGAUGCAACACUGCUUGAAACAAAAGUAAUGCCUCUUGCUGAUGCAAAGAAGGCUGGAGCUAUUGCGAUGUUUGGUGAAAAAUAUGGAGAGCAGGUACGUGUGGUGGAUGUUCCUGGUGUAUCCAUGGAGCUUUGUGGUGGUACCCAUGUUAGCAACACUUCUGAGAUACGUGGCUUCAAAAUAAUUUCCGAACAGGGAAUUGCAUCUGGAAUAAGACGCAUUGAAGCUGUGGCAGGUGAUGCUUUUAUUGACUACGUCUGCACCAGAGAUAACUACCUCAAGCAGCUUUGCUCCACUCUCAAAGUGAAUGCAGAAGAUGUGACAACUAGAGUAAAUAAUCUCUUGAAAGAUGUACGCGAAGCCAGAAAUGAAGUAUCAGCUGCUCGUGCGAAAGCAGCAAUUUACAAAGCGUCAUCCAUUACAAGCAAUGCAGUCACAGUUGGAUCUUCCACAAAGACAAGGGUGCUGGUUGAGAGCAUGGAGGAUAUGGAGGCGGAUGCACUGAAGAGCGCUGCCGAAUACUUGAUAGAUAGAUUGGGCGAUCCAGCAGCCGUGGUUUUGGGUUCCUGCCCGGAUGGCAAACGCGUAUCCUUGAUUGCGGCAUUCAGUCCAGGAGUGGUGAGUGUCGGGAUAGAAGCAGGCAAGUUCAUAGGAGCAAUCGCGAAGCUCUGCGGCGGUAGAGGUGGUGGGAGGCCUAAUAUGGCUCAGGCCGGCGGAACCGAGCCUGGAAAGCUUGUCGAGGCGCUUGAAAAGGCCCGCGAGGAGCUCGAAUCGCGCCUGUCGUAAGCUGCAGUUGUGAUGGAAUACAGCAGAAGCAGAACAUGUGUUGGCUGUUAUGGUAAAAAAUUGGAAGUUUGUGUGAUAGGUCCAGCUGGAGAAGGAACAGCUGUUUGUUUGUUUGUUUGUUGGGGGCAGACAGCAGAAGCAGAAAAGCGUGUUUGUGUUUUUAGGGAAUGGGAGAAGUCGGUGGUGUGGGGGACGCGCUUUUGCUUAUGCUUAUGAAAGUGGUAAGCAAUAAGAAGGGUUUGCAUAGGGUCGUCGCGUCCCCACCCGCCCAACUACUUCUCCCAACAACGUUCACAUUAUCAUUAAUUAAUUUUGGUAAUAAAUGUAGAUGAUUAUCAGGA